AUGGUAGUGGUGACUAGUGAUAAAUCCAGAGGAUCCAAUGGCCAAUAUCCAGAAGCCUCAUCAUCAUCUUCAUCUUCAUCAUCACCAUCAUUAUCAUAUUCAUCAUCUAAAAAUCAUUUUGUUCGUAAUCGUAGACCAACAUCUUCAUUAUUAACUGAAACAAAUGAUGAUUAUGAAACAGGUGAUGGUGGUAUUGAUAGUGGUAGUUAUAACACUGGACAACAAGAUGAUAAUAACAAUCCAAUAUCAGCAUCGUAUGGUCAACAAACAAAAACAAUGUCUACAAUACAACGUCCAUUACGACAACAAUCUAGUUUGACAGUAUCAUCAUCACAACCACAAUCAUCAUAUAUGGAUCAAUAUGAUCAACGAACCGCUUCAAGCCAAUAUGAACAAAGUGAACAAGGUCCAAUUGAUGAUGGUAGCGAUGGCUAUCAACAAUCACCAGACGAAUCUUCACAAUAUCAAGAACAACAUUAUCAUCAUCAACAACAACCACAAUAUGGAUAUUCUGAACCAUCAGAUAGUUAUUAUGAAGAACAUCAUGAUGGAUCAUAUGAUGAACAACCAACGUUAGUUAAAUCGAAAAAACCACCAACAGUUGGUGAUCUUUAUUAUCAAAGACCAACAAUCGAAUCAGGAUAUGGUGAUGAUAGUUCAUAUAGUCCUUCAGAUUAUGGUGCCGCAAUUACAUCGACUGGUUAUAAAACUGGACAUUAUAUACGAGAAAAAGGUGCCCGUUAUCCAAAAGCAUAUUUAUCACCAAAACCAUCAUCAAGUAAAACUGUUAUAUUCACCGUACCACAGCCAAUUCCACAUGAUGAAAAACCGAAAAAUUUCGAAAUACCAUCGCUCGAUGUAGCUGGUCUAGAUAAAAUAAUACCCGGUGGUGGUGAUUUAAUGAAAAAUUCACCGGUUAAAAUACCCGCAUUACCUGGUAUUGAUUUUAAUUCAAUUAUUGGAAAUUUAUUCGGCGAUAAAGGUCCACCACAGAUAUCGGUUGCAGCACCAGAAUCAUUGGGUAAUCUAAUUGCACCAUUAUUAAACCAAGGUAAACCAUUGACAAUCAAUGCACCGAAUAUUGAAUUUGGUCAUGGUCAUGGUGGCCCGCAUCAUGGUGAUUCGGAUUCAAAAACCAAAUUGGUUGGUUUUAGUGUACCAGAUUUUCUUAAAAAUAGCCAAAAAUUUAUUCAAGGAUUUCAAAUGCCAAAAAUUGAUUUUACCGGUGAACAUGAAAGUGGCUUAACAUUACCACAUUUUGAUAUGCCAAAUACACAAAGUAUUGGUAAAUCACCAAAAAUAACGGCCAUUGCACCAAUGGGACCAUCAAUACAUUUUUUACGUCAUCUUAAUUUACCAUUACCAAAAGUACCGAAAAUGCGAUUACCAGAAUUAGGCCCAUUCAGAAGUUUUAAAAUACCUAAAUUAGAUUUUACUAAAAGUUUUGAUCUAAAAAGUAUGGAUUUUAAACUUCCAUCACAUCGUGAUGGCAUGUCCACAAUGGAAGAUUCGCCGAAACCAACAUAUUUACCGGCACCGGGUAUGAUGAUGAUUAAAGCCAUACAAACAACAACAAAACCGUCCGAAUCAUCGACAAAUAAUGUUGAUGAUGGUGUUGAUGAUAAUGUAAUCACAAUGGAUAAACCAACAACAUCAUUGACGAUGGCAAAAAUUAAGAAAAUUAUAACCGCAUAUCCAAUGAAUAAAGGUUCCGUAUCUGGCCAUAUUGUUAUUGAAGAUUAUCCAUAUGGCCGUAAACAAUUAGGACCAUUAGAUGAUGGUGGUGAAUCGGAAAUUGGCUGUGCUGAAUUAGAUAAAGUUAUCAUACAACAACAAUUAGAUGAUCAUAAACAACAACAACAACAACAGCAACCGAAAUCACAACCAAAAUCAACGAUUGCAUUAUUGUUAGGAUUAAAAAGGCCAAUUCAUAAUCAGCAUUGAAUAUAAAUCGUACGAACCUUAUCUAUCUCAAUUUUAUUAUAUGAUUUUUAUGAGUGGAAUUGAUUAUGAAUUUUUUU
Molecule: messenger RNA, 2021 nt
Organism: Dermatophagoides farinae (American house dust mite)
Lineage: Eukaryota; Metazoa; Arthropoda; Arachnida; Sarcoptiformes; Pyroglyphidae
Source: RefSeq, a predicted model, not a curated record